Molecule: messenger RNA, 23911 nt
Organism: Misgurnus anguillicaudatus (oriental weatherfish)
Lineage: Eukaryota; Metazoa; Chordata; Actinopteri; Cypriniformes; Cobitidae
Source: RefSeq, a predicted model, not a curated record
CACGCCUUUGAUAUAUGAUGGAUUUUAUGCUUUCUUGUUAGUCUAAAAACUUCUGAACUAGAAAGUUGACCUAAAACGCAUCGCACAAAGCAUUGCAAGGAUUAUAAUAUCGUUAACUGUACAUGGUUAUGACUUUGAAGAGCAGGAGAAGUGUUCUUCUUUCUAAGAAAGAUGGCACAAGGAGAAUUUUACUCACCUUAUUGUGUUUGUGGUGUACUGUUAAAUCGGCAACUACAAUUGAUACAACAACCUCAACUCCAGAUACUACUCCAGUUUCACUGGAAGCAUCCACAUCAACAGCUUUCAGUACAUCAUCACCACCGACAACAACAGAUGUGACAACAGACAGCACAGUUUCCUCAACAAAUCCUACCACUUCAGAAACAACAACUGCAUCUUCAACAACUCCUACCAAUUCAGAAACAACAAGUGCAUCUUCAACAACUACAGACACUAAUACAACUUUACCCACAACAACAGAUGUGACAACAGACAGCACAUCAGUGUCCUCAACAACUCUUACCACUUCAGAAACAACAAGUGCAUCUUCAACAACACCUAUCACUUCAGAAACAACAAGUGCAUCUUCAACAACUACAGACACUAGUUCAACUUUACACACAAAAACAGAUGUGACAACAGACAGCACAUCAGUGUCCUCAACAACUCUUACCACUUCAGAAACAACAAGUGCACCUUCAACAACACCUACCACUUCAGAAACAACAAGUGCAUCUUCAACAACUACAGACACUAGAACAACUUUACCCACAACAACAGGUGUGACAACAGACAGCACAUCAGUGUCCUCAACAACUCCUACCACUUCAGAAACAACAAGUGCAUCUUCAACAACUACAGACACUAGAACAACUUUACCCACAACAACAGAUGUGACAACAGACAGCAUAUCAGUGUCCUCAACAACUCCUACCACUUCAGAAACAACAAGUGCAUCUUCAACAACUACAGACACUAGAACAACUUUACCCACAACAACAGAUGUGACAACAGACAGCAUAUCAGUGUCCUCAACAACUCCUACCACUUCAGAAACAACAAGUGCAUCUUCAACAACUACAGACACUAGAACAACUUUACCCACAACAACAGAUGUGACAACAGACAGCACAUCAGUGUCCUCAACAACUCCUACCACUUCAGAAACAACAAGUGCAUCUUCAACAACACCUACCACUUCAGAAACAACAAGUGCAUAUUCAACAACACCUACCACUUCAGAAACAACAAGUUCAUCUUCAACAACUACAGACACUAGUACCACUUUACACACAACAACAGAUGUGACAACAGACAACACAUCAGUGUCCUCAACAACUCUUACCACUUCAGAAACAACAAGUGCACCUUCAACAACACCUACCACUUCAGAAACAACAAGUGCAUCUUCAACAACUACAGACACUAGUACAACUUUACACACAACAACAGAUGUGACAACAGACAGCACAUCAGUGUCCUCAACAACUCCUACCACUUCAGAAACAACAAGUGCAUCUUCAACAACUACAGACACUAGUACAACUUUUCCCACAACAACAGAUCUGACAACAGACAGCACAUCAGUGUCCUCAACAACUCUUACCACUUCAGAAACAACAAGUGCAUCUUCAACAACACCUACCACUUCAGAAACAACAAGUGCAUCUUCAACAACUACAGACACUAGUUCAACUUUACACACAACAACAGACGUGACAACAGACAGCACAUCUGUGUCCUCAACAACUCUUACCACUUCAGAAACAACAAGUGCACCUUCAACAACACCUACCACUUCAGAAACAACAAGUGCAUCUUCAACAACUACAGACACUAGAACAACUUUACCCACAACAACAGAUGUGACAACAGACAGCACAUCAGUGUCCUCAACAACUCUUACCACUUCAGAAACAACAAGUGCAUCUUCAACAACACCUAUCACUUCAGAAACAACAAGUGCAUCUUCAACAACUACAGACACUAGUUCAACUUUACACACAACAACAGAUGUGACAACAGACAGCACAUCGGUGUCCUCAACAACUCUUACCACUUCAGAAACAACAAGUGCACCUUCAACAACACCUACCACUUCAGAAACAACAAGUGCAUCUUCAACAACUACAGACACUAGAACAACUUUACCCACAACAACAGGUGUGACAACAGACAGCACAUCAGUGUCCUCAACAACUCCUACCACUUCAGAAACAACAAGUGCAUCUUCAACAACUACAGACACUAGAACAACUUUACCCACAACAACAGAUGUGACAACAGACAGCAUAUCAGUGUCCUCAACAACUCCUACCACUUCAGAAACAACAAGUGCAUCUUCAACAACUACAGACACUAGAACAACUUUACCCACAACAACAGAUGUGACAACAGACAGCAUAUCAGUGUCCUCAACAACUCCUACCACUUCAGAAACAACAAGUGCAUCUUCAACAACUACAGACACUAGAACAACUUUACCCACAACAACAGAUGUGACAACAGACAGCACAUCAGUGUCCUCAACAACUCCUACCACUUCAGAAACAACAAGUGCAUCUUCAACAACACCUACCACUUCAGAAACAACAAGUGCAUCUUCAACAACACCUACCACUUCAGAAACAACAAGUGCAUCUUCAACAACUACAGACACUAGAACAACUUUACCCACAACAACAGGUGUGACAACAGACAGCACAUCAGUGUCCUCAACAACUCCUACCACUUCAGAAACAACAAGUGCAUCUUCAACAACUACAGACACUAGAACAACUUUACCCACAACAACAGAUGUGACAACAGACAGCAUAUCAGUGUCCUCAACAACUCCUACCACUUCAGAAACAACAAGUGCAUCUUCAACAACUACAGACACUAGAACAACUUUACCCACAACAACAGAUGUGACAACAGACAGCAUAUCAGUGUCCUCAACAACUCCUACCACUUCAGAAACAACAAGUGCAUCUUCAACAACUACAGACACUAGAACAACUUUACCCACAACAACAGAUGUGACAACAGACAGCACAUCAGUGUCCUCAACAACUCCUACCACUUCAGAAACAACAAGUGCAUCUUCAACAACACCUACCACUUCAGAAACAACAAGUUCAUCUUCAACAACUACAGACACUAGUACCACUUUACACACAACAACAGAUGUGACAACAGACAACACAUCAGUGUCCUCAACAACUCUUACCACUUCAGAAACAACAAGUGCACCUUCAACAACACCUACCACUUCAGAAACAACAAGUGCAUCUUCAACAACUACAGACACUAGUACAACUUUACACACAACAACAGAUGUGACAACAGACAGCACAUCAGUGUCCUCAACAACUCCUACCACUUCAGAAACAACAAGUGCAUCUUCAACAACUACAGACACUAGUACAACUUUACCCACAACAACAGAUCUGACAACAGACAGCACAUCAGUGUCCUCAACAACUCCUACCACUUCAGAAACAACAAGUGCAUCUUCAACAACUACAGACACUGGAACAACUUUACCCACAACAACAGAUGUGACAACAGGCAGCACAUCAGUUUCCUCAACAACUCCGACCACUUCAGAAACAACAAGUGCAUCUUCAACAACUACAGACACUAGAACAACUAUACCCACAACAACAGAUGUGACAACAGGCAGCACAUCAGUUUCCUCAACAACUCCGACCACUUCAGAAACAACAAGUGCAUCUUCAACAACUACAGACACUAGAACAACUUUACCCACAACAACAGAUGUGACAACAGGCAGCACAUCAGUGUCCUCAACAACUCCUACCACUUCAGAAACAACAAGUGCAUCUUCAACAACUACAGACACUAGAACAACUUUACCCACAACAACAGAUGUGACAACAGACAGCACAUCAGUGUCCUCAACAACUCCUACCACCUCAGAAACAACAAGUGCAUCUUCAACAACUACAGAAACUAGAACAACUUUACCCACAACAACAGAUGUGACAACAGACAGCACAUCAGUGUCCUCAACAACUCUUACCACUUCAGAAACAACAAGUGCAUCUUCAACAACACCUACCACUUCAGAAACAACAAGUGCAUCUUCAACAACACCUACCAGUUCAGAAACAACAAGUGCAUCUUCAACAACUACAGACACUAGUACAACUUUACCCACAACAACAGAUGUCACGACAGACAGCACAUCAGUGUCCUCAACAACUCCUACCACUUCAGAAACAACAAGUGCAUCUUCAACAACUACAGACACUGGUACAACAUUACACACAACAAUAGAUGUGACAACAGGCAGCACAUCAGUUUCCUCAACAACUCCUACCACCUCAGAAACAACAAGUGCAUCUUCAACAACUACAGACACUAGUACAACUUUACCCACAACAACAGAUGUGACAACAGGCAGCACAUCAGUUUCCUCAACAACUCCGACCACUUCAGAAACAACAACUGCAUCUUCAACAACUACAGACACUAGAACAACUUUACCCACAACAACAGAUGUGACAACAGGCAGCACAUCAGUGUCCUCAACAACUCCUACCACUUCAGAAACAACAAGUGCAUCUUCAACAACUACAGACACUAGAACAACUUUACCCACAACAACAGAUGUGACAACAGACAGCACAUCAGUGUCCUCAACAACUCCUACCACCUCAGAAACAACAAGUGCAUCUUCAACAACUACAGAAACUAGAACAACAUUACCCACAACAACAGAUGUGACAACAGACAGCACAUCAGUGUCCUCAACAACUCUUACCACUUCAGAAACAACAAGUGCAUCUUCAACAACACCUACCACUUCAGAAACAACAAGUGCAUCUUCAACAACUACAGAUACUAGUACAACUUUACCCACAACAACAGAUGUCACGACAGACAGCACAUCAGUGUCCUCAACAACUCCUACCACUUCAGAAACAACAAGUGCAUCUUCAACAACUACAGACACUAGUACAACUUUACACACAACAACAGAUGUGACAACAGGCAGCACAUCAGUUUCCUCAACAACUCCAACCACUUCAGAAACAACAAGUGCAUCUUCAACAACUACAGACACUAGUACAACUUUACACACAACAACAGAUGUGACAACAGGCAGCACAUCAGUGUCCUCAACAACUCCUACCACUUCAGAAACAACAAGUGCAUCUUCAACAACUACAGAAACUAGAACAACUUUACCCACAACAACAGAUGUGACAACAGGCAGCACAUCAGUUUCCUCAACAACUCCGACCACUCCAGAAACAACAAGUGCAUCUUCAACAACUACAGACACUAGUACAACUUUACACACAACAACAGAUGUGACAACAGGCAGCACAUCAGUUUCCUCAACAACUCCGACCACUUCAGAAACAACAAGUGCAUCUUCAACAACUACAGACACUAGAACAACUUUACCCACAACAACAGAUAUGACAACAGACAGCACAUCAGUGUCCUCAACAACUCUUACCACUUCAGAAACAACAAAUGCAUCUUCAACAACUACAGACACUAGAACAACUAUACCCACAACAACAGAUUUGACAACACACAGCACAUCAGUGUCCUCAACAACUCCUACCACUUCAGAAACAACAAGUGCAUCUUCAACAACUACAGACACUAGAACAACUUUACCCACAACAACAGAUGUGACAACAGACAGCACAUCAGUGUCCUCAACAACUCCGACCACUUCAGAAACAACAAGUGCAUCUUCAACAACUACAGACACUAGUACAACUUUACCCACAACAACAGAUGUGACAACAGGCAGCACAUCAGUUUCCUCAACAACUCCGACCACUUCAGAAACAACAAGUGCAUCUUCAACAACUACAGACACUAGUACAACUUUACCCACAACAACAGAUGUGACAACAGGCAGCACAUCAGUUUCCUCAACAACUCCGACCACUUCAGAAACAACAAGUGCAUCUUCAACAACUACAGACACUAGAACAACUUUACCCACAACAACAGAUGUGACAACAGGCAGCACAUCAGUUUCCUCAACAACUCUGACCACUUCAGAAACAACAAGUGCAUCUUCAACAACUACAGACACUAGAACAACUUUACCCACAACAACAGAUGUGACAACAGGCAGCACAUCAGUUUCCUCAACAACUCUGACCACUUCAGAAACAACAAGUGCAUCUUCAACAACUACAGACACUAGAACAACUUUACCCACAACAACAGAUGUGACAACAGGCAGCACAUCAGUUUCCUCAACAACUCCGACCACUUCAGAAACAACAAGUGCAUCUUCAACAACUACAGACACUAGAACAACUUUACCCACAACAACAGAUGUGACAACAGGCAGCACAUCAGUUUCCUCAACAACUCCGACCACUUCAGAAACAACAAGUGCAUCUUCAACAACUACAGACACUAGAACAACUUUACCCACAACAACAGAUGUGACAACAGGCAGCACAUCAGUGUCCUCAACAACUCCUACCACCUCAGAAACAACAAGUGCAUCUUCAACAACUACAGACACUAGUACAACUUUACCCACAACAACAGAUGUGACAACAGGCAGCACAUCAGUUUCCUUGACAACUCCGACCACUUCAGAAACAACAAGUGCAUCUUCAACAACUACAGACACUAGAACAACUUUACCCACAACAACAGAUGUGACAACAGGCAGCACAUCAGUUUCCUCAACAACUCCGACCACUUCAGAAACAACAAGUGCAUCUUCAACAACUACAGACACUAGAACAACUUUACCCACAACAACAGAUGGGAUAACAGACAGCACAUCAGUGUCCUCAACAACUCCUACCACCUCAGAAACAACAAGUGCAUCUUCAACAACUACAGACACUAGUACAACUUUACCCACAAUAACAGAUGUGACAACAGGCAGCACAUCAGUUUCCUCAACAACUCCGACCACUUCAGAAACAACAAGUGCAUCUUCAACAACUACAGACACUAGAACAACUUUACCCACAACAACAGAUGUGACAACAGGCAGCACAUCAGUUUCCUCAACAACUCCGACCAUUUCCGAAACAACAAGUGCAUCUUCAACAACUACAGGCACUAGAACAACUUUACCCACAACAACAGAUGUGACAACAGACAUCACAUCAGUGUCCUCAACAACUCCUACCACCUCAGAAACAACAAGUGCAUCUUCAACAACUACAGACACUAGUACAACUUUACCCACAACAACAGAUGUGACAACAGGCAGCACAUCCGUUUCCUCAACAACUCCGACCACUUCUGAAACAACAAGUGCAUCUUCAACAACUACAGACACUAGAACAACUUUACCCACAACACCAGAUGUGACAACAGGCAGCACAUCAGUUUCCUCAACAACUCCGACCACUUCCGAAACAACAAGUGCAUCUUCAACAACUACAGACACUAGAACAACUUUACCCACAACAACAGAUGUGACAACAGGCAGCACAUCAGUUUCCCCAACAACUCCGACCACUUCAGAAACAACUAGUGCAUCUUCAGCAACUACAGACACUAGAACAACUUUACCCACAACAACAGAUGGGAUAACAGACAGCACAUCAGUGUCCUCAACAACUCCUACCACCUCAGAAACAACAAGUGCAUCUUCAACAACUACAGACACUAGUACAACUUUACCCAUAACAACAGAUGUGACAACAGGCAGCACAUCAGUUUCCUCAACAACUCCCACCACUUCCGAAACAACAAGUGCAUCUUCAACAACUACAGACACUAGAACAACUUUACCCACAACAACAGAUGUGACAACAGGCAGCACAUCAGUUUCCUCAACAACUCCGACCAUUUCCGAAACAACAAGUGCAUCUUCAACAACUACAGACACUAGAACAACUUUACCCACAACAACAGAUGUGACAACAGACAGCACAUCAGUGUCCUCAACAACUCCGACCAUUUCCAAAACAACAAGUGCAUCUUCAACAACUACAGACACUAGAACAACUUUACCCACAACAACAGAUGUGACAACAGGCAGCACAUCAGUUUCCUCAACAACUCUGACCACUUCAGAAACAACAAGUGCAUCUUCAACAACUACAGACACUAGAACAACUUUACCCACAACAACAGAUGUGACAACAGGCAGCACAUCAGUGUCCUCAACAACUCUUUCCACUUCAGAAACAACAAGUGCAUCUUCAACAACUACAGACACUAGAACAACUUUACCCACAACAACAGAUGUGACAACAGACAGCACAUCAGUGUCCUCAACAACUCCUACCACCUCAGAAACAACAAGUGCAUCUUCAACAACUACAGACACUAGUACAACUUUACCCACAACAACAGAUGUGACAACAGGCAGCACAUCAGUUUCCUCAACAACUCCGACCACUUCAGAAACAACAAGUGCAUCUUCAACAACUACAGACACUAGAACAACUUUACCCACAACAACAGAUGUGACAACAGGCAGCAUAUCAGUGUCCUCAACAACUCCUUUCACUUCAGAAACAACAAGUGCAUCUUCAACAACUACAGAAACUAGAACAACUUUACCCACAACAACAGAUGUGACAACAGGCAGCACAUCAGUUUCCUUGACAACUCCGACCACUUCAGAAACAACAAGUGCAUCUUCAACAACUACAGACACUAGAACAACUUUACCCACAACAACAGAUGUGACAACAGGCAGCACAUCAGUUUCCUCAACAACUCCAACCACCUCAGAAACAACAAGUGCGUCUUCAACAACUACAGACACUAGAACAACUUUACCCACAACAACAGACGUGACAACAGGCAGCACAUCAGUUUCCUCAACAACUCCAACCACUUCCGAAACAACAAGUGUGUCUUCAACAACUACAGACACUAGAACAACUUUACCCACAACAACAGAUGUGACAACACACAGCACAUCAGUGUCCUCAACAAUUUCUACCACUUCAGAAACAACAAGUGCAUCUUCAACAACUACAGACACUAGAACAACUUUACCCACAACAACAGAUGUGACAACAGGCAGCACAUCAGUGUCCUCAACAACUCUUACCACUUCAGAAACAACAAGUGCAUCUUCAACAACUACAGACACUAGAACAACUUUACCCACAACAACAGAUGUGACAACAGGCAGCACAUCAGUUUCCUCAACAACUCCGACCACUUCAGAAACAACAAGUGCAUCUUCAACAACUACAGACACUAGAACAACUAUACCCACAACAACAGAUGUGACAACAGAUGUGACAACAGGCAGCACAUCAGUUUCCUCAACAACUCCGACCACUUCAGAAACAACAAGUGCAUCUUCAACAACUACAGACACUAAAACAACUUUACCCACAACAACAGAUGUGACAACAGGCAGCACAUCAGUUUCCUCAACAACUCCGACCACUUCAGAAACAACAAGUGCAUCUUCAACAACUACAGACACUAAAACAACUUUACCCACAACAACAGAUGUGACAACACACAGCACAUCAGUGUUUUCAACAACUCCUACCACUUCAGAAACAACAAGUGCGUCUUCAACAACUACAGACACUAGAACAACUUUACCCACAACAACAGAUGUGACAACAGGUAGCACAUCAGUUUCCUCAACAACUCCGACCACUUCAGAAACAACAAGUGCAUCUUCAACAACUACAGACACUAGAACAACUUUACCCACAACAACAGAUGUGACAACAGGUAGCACAUCAGUUUCCUCAACAACUCUGAUCACUUCAGAAACAACAAGUGCAUCUUCAACAACUCCUUCCACUUCAGAAACAACAAGUGCAUCUUCAACAACUCCUUCCACUUCAGAAUCAACAAGUGCAUCUUCAACAAAUCCUAUCACUUCAGAAACAUUAAGUGCAUCAUUAACAGCUCCUACCACUUCAGGAACAACAAUUGCUUCUUCAACAACUCAAACCACUUCAGAAACAACAAGUGCAUCUUCAACAACUCCUUCCACUAGUACAACUUUACACAGAACAACAGAUGUGACAACAGACAGAACAUCAGUUUCCUCAACAUCUCCUACCACUUCAGAAUCAACAAGUUCAUCUUCAACAACUCCUACCACUUCAGGAUCAUCAAGUGCAUCUUCAACAGCUCCUACCACUUCAGAAACAUCAAGUGCAUCUUCAACAACUCCUACCACUUCAGAAACAACAAUUGCAUCUUCAACAACUCAUACCACUUCAGAAACAACAAGUGCAUCUUCAACAACUCCUUCCACUAGUACAACUUUACACAGAUCAACAGAUGUGACAACAGACAGUACAUCAGUUUCCUCAACAACUCCUACCACUUCAGGAUCAUCAAGUGCAUCUUCAACAACUCCUACCACUUCAGAAUCAACAAGUGCAUCUUCAACAACUCUUACCGCUUCAGAAACAUCAAGUACAUUUACAACAACUCCUACCACUUCAGAAAGAAUAACUGCAUCUUCAACAACUUCUACCAAUUCAGAAAAAACAAGUGCAUCUUCACCACAUACAGACAAUAGAACAACUUUACCCACAACAACAGAUGUGACAACCGACAACACAUCAGUUUCCUCAACAACUCUUAUCACUUCAGAAACAACAAAUGCAUCUUCAACAACUCCUACCACUUCAGGAUCAUCAAGUGCAUCUUCAACAAGUCCUACCACUUUAGAAACAUCAAGUGCAUCUUCAACAACUCCUACCACUCCAGAAACAUCAAGUGCAUCAUUAACAGCUCCUACCACUUCAGGAACAACAAUUGCAUCUUCAACAACUCAUACCACUAUAGAAACAACAAGUGCAUCUUCAACAACUCCUUCCACUAGUACAACUUUACACAGAACAACAGAUGUGACAACAGACAGUACAUCAGUUUCCUCAACAUCUCCUACCACUUCAGAAUCAACAAGUGCAUCUUCAACAACUCCUACCACUUUAGGAUCAUCAAGUGCAUCUUCAACAACUCCUGCCACUUUAGAAACAUCAAGUGCAUCUUUAACAACUCCUGCCACUUCAGAAACAUCAAGUGCUUCUUUAACAACUCCUACCACUUCAGGAACAACAACUGCAUCGUCAACAACUCAUACCACUUCAGAAACAAGUGCAUCUUCAACAACUCAUACCACUUCAGAAACAACAAGUGCAUCUUCAACAACUCCUUCCACUAGUACAACUUUACACAGAACAACAGAUGUGACAACAGACAGUACAUCAGUUUCCUCAACAACUCUUACCACUUCAGAAACAACAAGUGCAUCUUCAACAACACCUACCACUUCAGAAACAACAAGUGCAUCUUCAACAACUCCUACCACUUCAGAAUCAUCAAGUGCAUCUUCAACAACUCCUACAACUUCAGAAACAACAAGUGCAUCUUCAACAACUCCUACCACUUCAGAAACAACAAGUGCAUCUUCAACAACUCCUUUCACUUCGGAAAGAUCAAGUGCAUCUUCAACAACUGGCAGUACAGGACCACCAACAACAACAAAAGCUGGAACAAUGGACAGCACAACAAUUUCCUCAGCAACAUCUACCACUCCAGAAAGUACAACUGCACCUGCAACCACCACAAUUUCGACAUCAAAUACCAUUUUACCCACAACAACAAUAACAACAAGAGAUGUGACAACAGACAGCACAUUUUCCUUGGCAACACUUACCACCUCAAAAAUUACAACUGUACCCACAAGUACAACAACAGGGUCAACUAUGGCACCACCCACAACAACAUUUGUGACAACCGACAACUUAGCUAUUUCUUCAACGUCUCCAACCACUUUAAAAACUACACCUGUGUUUACAACCACUGCUUUAGGUACAGCUUCAUUCACAUCAACAAUUAUGACAACAGAAAACAUAACAUUUUCCUCGACAAUGCCUGGAAUUACAACUACAUCUGCAAUAAGUGCAACAGCAGCACAAAGUAAAACGGCAUCUACAUUAGCAGUUGUGACGAUAGACGGAUCAACAUUUUCCUUACCAGCUCCCCAAACAACAACUACUUCUGAAAUAAGUACAGCUUCAAAUGCAGUUUCAUCCACAGCUCUGUCAACAGAAAGCAGUACAUUUUCCUCAACGACCUCAACAACUUUAAAAACUGUAACAGCACCUGAAACAAGCACAACUGCAGCUUCAAGUACAGCUCCAUCCACAUCAACAGGUGUGACAACAGAAAGAACAACACUUUCCUCACUAGCUCCCCAAACUGCACCUGCUACAAGUACAACUGCAGCUUUAAAUGCAGUUUCAUCCACACUUGUGUCCACAGAAAGUAGUACAUUUUCCCCAACCACCCCAACAACUAUAAAAACUGUAACGGCAACUGAAACAAGCACAACUGCAGCCUCGAUUACAGCUCCAUCCACAUCAACAAGUGUGACAACAGAAAGAAUAACACUUUCCUCACUAGCUCCCGAAACUGCAACUGCAACAAGUACAACUGCAUCUUUCAGUGCAGUUUUUUCCCCAACCACCCCAACAACUUUAAAAACUGUAACAGCACCUGAAACAAGCACAACUGCAGCUUCAAGUACAGCUCCAUCCACAUCAACAGGUGUGACAACAGAAAGAACAAUAUUUUCCUCACUAGCUCCCCAAAAUACAACUGCACAUGCAUCAAGUACAACUGCAGCUUUAAGUACAGUUUCAUCAACAGUUGUAUCCACAGAAAGUAGUACAUUUUCCUCAACCACCCCAAUAACUUUAAAAACUCUAACAGCAGCUGGAACAAGCACAACUGCAGCUUCAAUUACAGCUCCAUCCACAUCAACAGGUGUGACAACAGAAAGAACAACAUUUUUCUCACUAGCUCCCCAAACUACAACUCCACAUGCAACAAGUACAACUGCAGCUUCAAGUACAGCUCCAUCCUCAUCAACAGGUGUGACAACAGAAAGAACAAUAUUUUCCUCACUAGCUCCCCAAAAUACAACUGCACAUGCAACAAGUACAACUGCAGCUUUAAGUGCAUUUUCAUCCACACCUGUGUCCACAAAAAGUAGUUCAUUUUCCUCAACUAACCCAACAACUUUAAAAACUGUAACAACACCUGGAACAAGCACAACUGCAGCUUCAAGUACAGCUCAAUCCUCAUCAACAGGUGUGACAACAGAAAGAACAAUAUUUUCCUCACUAGCUCCCCAAAAUACAACUGCACAUGCAACAAGUACAACUGCAGCUUUAAGUGCAGUUUCAUCCACACCUGUGUCCACAAAAAGUAGUUCAUUUUCCUCAACUAACCCAACAACUUUAAAAACUGUAACAACACCUGGAACAAGCACAACUGCAGCUUCAAGUACAGCUCAAUCCUCAUCAACAGGUGUGACAACAGAAAGAACAAUAUUUUCCUCAAUAGCUCCCCAAAAUACAACUGCACAUGCAACAAGUACAACUGCAGCUUUAAGUGUAGUUUCAUCCACAGCUGUGUCCACAGAAAGCAGUACAUUUUCCUCAACCACCCCAACAACUUUAAAAACUCUAACAGCAUCUGGAACAAGCACAACUGCAGCUUCAAGUACAGCUCCUUCCACAUCAACAGAUGCGCCAUCAGAGAGUACAAGAUUUUCUUCAACACCUCCUGCCACUUCAGAAACAGCUGCCCCAACAACAAGCACAACUAAAACUUUAAGUAUAGCUCCAUCCACAGCAACAGCUAUGACCACAGAAAGCACCCCAAUGUCAUCAAGGAUUCCUCCCCUUCUUAAAACUACUAAGCUUGCAACAAGCACAAUUGCUGCUUCAUCAACACCUACAACUUCUCAAACUGCAUCUUCCAUUACCACAAAAGCUUCCACAAGAACCGUUUUGACUCCGGAAAGCACAACUUUUGCCUCAACAAUUGCAUCAGUAUUGACUACAAUUACGUCUUCCAAUAUGACUUUAUCUUCACCUAUUGCACAUGCACCAACAACUACAGCUUUCACAAUCACAACUUUGCCUACAGAUUCUAGAUCAGCUACAACCUCAACUCGUACAUCACCAACAAUGCAUAAAUCUACACAAGGUUUAACAGCAUCUGCAACAACCACAAUUAAACUUUUCACACCCACUACAGUACCUUCAUUUACCUCAACAUCAACUCCAACCUUAACAAAAACUACUGCCAUUCCAACAAAAAGUGCUUCUCUAGCAUCAACAAUGUCGACAACUAUAAAUCCCACAAGCUCAUCCACAGCACAAAGUUCAAACACAACCACACAUCAAACCACAACUGCAUUUCAAGUCACAACUGCACCUUUAUCAAGUACAACUAUAGCUUUCACAAAGACAGUUCCAGCUCUGAGCCAAGCAACACAUUUUACCAGAACAACUACACCUCCAAUAACCACAACUGUGUCUCCGGAAAACAUAACUGUAGCUGUGACAAUUACAUCUUCAACCUCAGUAAGUGCAACAGCUACUUCAAGGACGAUUAUAACUCCAACUACUACAACUCCAACAAAAACAACUAGAACUUCAACUUUAUCAUUGACAACUUUGACUGUACCCACAACAAUUCCAUCUCAAAUCUCAACUACAGCUGUAAGCACAACAGCUAUGAGCAAAGUUCCAAGCACAAUAUCUGUAUUUCAGACAACUACAGCAGGUCAAUUAAGAACAACUACAACUUUUACAACCACACCCACAAUUCCAGGACAAACACCAGUGCCAGCCAUAACCACACAAGCUGAAACCACAACAAGCAGUGCUGAACCUUUGGUGUCUCAAAUGUCAACAAGCAAGUUCCCGGUGACUUUAAAUCAAAUAUCUGGUUCUGCAGUGGUGACAGGCAAAGUGGUGUUCAACUCCCCAUCUCCAGUCCCCAGUGAUGCUCUGGUGUUCACUGCUAUCCAAACUCUCAUGGACUCCAGAGGAUCACAACUUAGUGAAUCCGUGAAGGUGGCAAAAGUCACUUAUGAAAAAAUCUCAGACACCUCCUAUGCAGUCAUCUUUACAUUUACUCUGAGUAACAUCAGCAUCCCAGAAGACCCUAAUCUAAAAAACAACACUUACAAUCAAGUGCAAAAUAUUGUCAAUACUGCGCUGAACACUCUUCUGAAUGGGCCUACCUCUCCAGAUUUUAAACCCACAUCCUCUGACUUCACGAGCACAUCAGACCAAAUUAAUGGCGUGAUGGUUUACACCUUCCAAGAUGGAGAUGCGAUACAACCAGUUAGCUUCCUAGAUCUGCUUCAUUUACCAAUAGGAUCAACAACUACAACUGUGUCUCCUCUGACAUCAAGCAAAUUCCCAUUGACUUCUCUGAAACCACUAUCUGGUUCAGCAGUGGUGACAAGCAAACUGGUGUUCAACUCCUCAUCUCCAGUCCCCAGUGAUGCUCUGGUGCUCACUGCUAUCCAAACUCUCAUGGACUCCAGAGGAUCACAACUUAGUGAAUCCGUGAAGGUGGCAAAUGUCACUUAUGAAAAAAUCUCAGACACCUCUUAUGCAGUCAUCUUUACAUUUACUCUGAGUAACAUCAGCAUCCCAGAAGACCCAGAUCUAAAAAACAACACUUACGAUCAAGUGCAAAAUACCGUCAAUACUGCACUGAACACCCUUCUGAAUGGGCCUACCUCUCCAGUUUUUAAACCCACAUCCUCUGACUUCACGAGCACUUCAGACCAAAUUAAUGGUGUGAUGGUUUACACCUUCCAAGAUGGGGAUGCGAUACAACCAGUUAGCUUCCUAGAUCUGCUUCGUUUACCGAUAGGAUCAACAACUACAACUGUGUCUCCUCUGACAUCAAGCCAAUUCCCAUUGACGUCUCUGAAACCACUAUCUGGUUCAGCAGUGGUGACAAGCAAACUGGUGUUCAACUCCUCAUCUCCAAUCCCCAGUGAUGCUCUGGUGCUGACUGCUAUCCAAACUCUCAUGAACUCCAGAGGAUCACAACUUAGUGAAUCCGUGAAGGUGGCAAAUUUCACUUAUGAAAAAAUCUCAGACACCUCAUAUGCAGUCAUCUUUACAUUUACUCUGAGUAACAUCAGCAUCCCAGAAGACCCUAAUCUAAAAAACAACACUUACAAUCAAGUGCAAAAUAUUGUCAAUACUGCGCUGAACACUCUUCUGAAUGGGCCUACCUCUCCAGUUUUUAAACCCACAUCCUCUAACUUCACGAGCACUUCAGACCAAAUUAAUGGCGUGAUAGAUUACACCUUCCAAGAUGGAGAUGUGAUACAACCAGUUAGCUUCCUAGAUCUGCUUCGUUUACCGAUAGGAUCAACAACUACAACUGUGUCUCCUCUGACAUCAAGCCAAUUCCCAUUGACUUCUCUGAAACCACUAUCUGGUUCAGCAGUGGUGACAAGCAAAUUGGUGUUCAACUCCUCAUCUCCAAUCCCCAGUGAUGCUCUGGUGCUCACUGCUAUCCAAACUCUCAUGGACUCCAGAGGAUCACAACUUAGUGACUCUGUGAAGGUGGCAAAUGUCACUUAUGAAAAAAUCUCAGACACCUCCUAUGCAGUCAUCUUUACAUUUACUCUGAGUAACAUCAGCAUCCCAGAAGACCCUAAUCUAAAAAACAACACUUACAAUCAAGUGCAAAAUAUUGUCAAUACUGCGCUGAACACUCUUCUGAACGGGCCUACCUCUACAGUUUUUAAACCCACAUCCUCUGACUUCACGAGCACAUCAGACCAAAUUAAUGGCGUGAUGGUUUACACCUUCCAAGAUGGGGAUGCGAUACAACCAGUUAGCUUCCUAGAUCUGCUUCGUUUACCGAUAGGAUCAACAACUACAACUGUGUCUCCUCUGACAACAAGCCAAUUCCCAUUGACGUCUCUGAAACCACUAUCUGGUUCAGCCGUGGUGAUAAGCAAACUGGUGUUCAACUCCUCAUCUCCAGUCCCCAGUGAUGCUCUGGUGCUCACUGCUAUCCAAACUCUCAUGGACUCCAGAGGAUCACAACUUAGUGAAUCCGUGAAGGUGGCAAAUGUCACUUAUGAAAAAAUCUCAGACACCUCAUAUGCAGUUAUCUUUACAUUUACUCUGAGUAACAUCAGCAUCCCAGAAGACCCUAAUCUAAAAAACAACACUUACGAUCAAGUGCAAAAUACCGUCAAUACUGCGCUGAACACCCUUCUGAACGGGCCUACCUCUCCAGUUUUUGAACCCACAUCCUCUAACUUCACGAGCACUUCAGACCAAAUUAAUGGCGUGAUAGAUUACACCUUCCAAGAUGGAGAUGUGAUACAACCAGUUAGCUUCCUAGAUCUGCUUCGUUUACCGAUAGGAUCAUCCACUACAACUGUGUCUCCUCUGACAUCAAGCCAAUUCCCAUUCACUUCUCUGAAACCACUAUCUGGUUCAGCAGUGGUGACAAGCAAACUGGUGUUCAACUCCUCAUCUCCAGUCCCCAGUGAUGCUCUGGUGCUCACUGCUAUCCAAACUCUCAUGGACUCCAGAGGAUCACAACUUAGUGAAUCCGUGAAGGUGGCAAAUGUCACUUAUGAAAAAAUCUCAGACACCUCAUAUGCAGUCAUCUUUACAUUUACUCUGAGUAACAUCAGCAUCCCAGAAGACCCAGAUCUAAAAAACAACACUUACAAUCAAGUGCAAAAUAUUGUCAAUGAUGCGCUGAACACUCUUCUGAAUGGGCCUACCUCUACAGUUUUUGAACCUACAUCCUCUAACUUCACGAGCACAUCAGACCAAAUUAAUGGCGUGAUGGUUUACACCUUCCAAGAUGGGGAUGCGAUACAACCAGUUAGCUUCCUAGAUCUGCUUCGUUUACCGAUAGGAUCAACAACUACAACUGUGUCUCCUCUGACAUCAAGCCAAUUCCCAUUGACGUCUCUGAAACCACUAUCUGGUUCGGCAGUGGUGACAAGCAAACUGGUGUUCAACUCCUCAUCUCCAGUCCCCAGUGAUGCUCUGGUGCUCACUGCUAUCCAAACUCUCAUGGACUCCAGAGGAUCACAACUUAAUGAAUCCGUGAAGGUGGCAAAUGUCACUUAUGAAAAAAUCUCAGACACCUCAUAUGCAGUCAUCUUUACAUUUACUCUGAGUAACAUCAGCAUCCCAGAAGACCCUAAUCUCAAAAACAACUCUUACAGUCAAGUGCAAAAUAUUGUCAAUACUGCGCUGAACACUCUUCUGAACGGGCCUACCUCUACAGUUUUUGAACCUACAUCCUCUAACUUCACGAGCACAUCAGACCAAAUUAAUGGCGUGAUGGUUUACACCUUCCAAGAUGGAGAUGCGAUACAACCAGUUAGCUUCCUAGAUCUGCUUCGUUUACCGAUAGGAUCAACAACUACAACUGUGUCUCCUCUGACAUCAAGCCAAUUCCCAUUGACGUCUCUGAAACCACUAUCUGGUUCAGCAGUGGUGACAAGCAAACUGGUGUUCAACUCCUCAUCUCCAGUCCCCAGUGAUGCUCUGGUGCUCACUGCUAUCCAAACUCUCAUGAACUCCAGAGAGUCACAACUUGGUGAAUCCGUGAAGGUGGCAAAUGUCACUUAUGAAAAAAUCUCAGACACCUCUUAUGCAGUCAUCUUUACAUCUACUCUGAGUAACAUCAGCAUCCCAGAAGACCCUAAUCUAAAAAACAACACUUACAAUCAAGUGCAAAAUAUUGUCAAUACCGCACUGAACACUCUUCUGAAUGGGCCUACCUCUCCAGUUUUAAAACCCACAUCCUCUAACUUCACGAGCACAUCAGACCAAAUUAAUGGCAUCAUGGUUUACACCUUCCAAGAUGGAGAUGCGAUACAACCAGUUAGCUUUCUAGAUCUGCUUCAUUUACCGAUAGGAUCAACAACAUCAACUAUGUCUCCUCUGACAACAAGCAAUUUCCCAUUGACGUCUCUGAAACCACUAUUUGGUUCGGCAGUGGUGAUAAGUAAACUGGUGUUCAACUCCUCAUCUCCAAUCCCCAGUGAUGCUCUGGUGCUCACUGCUAUCCAAACUCUCAUGAACUCCAGAGAGUCACAACUUAAUGAAUCCGUGAAGGUGGCAAAUUUCACUUAUGAAAAAAUCUCAGACACCUCAUAUGCAGUCAUCUUUACAUUUAUUCUGAGUAACAUCAGCAUCCCAGAAGACCCUAAUCUAAAAAACAACACUUACGAUCAAGUGCAAAAUAUUGUCAAUACCGCACUGAACACUCUUCUGAAUGGGCCUACCUCUCCAGUUUUUGAACCCACAUCCUCUAACUUCACGAGCACUUCAGACCAAAUUAAUGGUGUGAUAGAAUACACCUUCCAAGAUGGAGAUGUGAUACAACCACUUAGCUUCCUAGAUCUGCUUCGUUUACCGAUAGGAUCAACAACUACAACUGUGUCUCCUCUGAUAUCAAGCCAAUUCCCAGUGACUUCUCUGAAACCACUAUCUGGUUCAGCAGUGGUGACAAGUAAACUGGUGUUCAACUCCUCAUCUCCAGUCCCCAGUGAUGCUCUGGUGCUCACUGCUAUCCAAACUCUCAUGAACUCCAGAGGAUCACAACUUAAUGAAUCCGUGAAGGUGGCAAAUGUCACUUAUGAAAAAAUCUCAGACACCUCAUAUGCAGUCAUCUUUACAUUUACUCUGAGUAACAUCAGCAUCCCAGAAGACCCUAAUCUAAAAAACAACACUUACAAUCAAGUGCAAAAUAUUGUCAAUACUGCGCUGAACACUCUUCUGAAUGGGCCUACCUCUCCAGUUUUUGAACCCACAUCCUCUAACUUCACGAGCACAUCAGACCAAAUUAAUGGCGUGAUAGAUUACACCUUCCAAGAUGGAGAUGUGAUACAACCAGUUAGCUUCCUAGAUCUGCUUCGUUUACCGAUAGGAUCAACAACUACAACUGUGUCUCCUCUGACAUCAAGCCAAUUCCCAUUGACGUCUCUGAAACCACUAUUUGGUUCGGCAGUGGUGACAAGUAAACUGGUGUUCAACUCCUCAUCUCCAGUCCCCAGUGAUGCUCUGGUGCUCACUGCUAUCCAAACUCUCAUGAACUCCAGAGGAUCACAACUUAAUGAAUCCGUGAAGGUGGCAAAUGUCACUUAUGAAAAAAUCUCAGACACCUCAUAUGCAGUUAUCUUUACAUUUACUCUGAGUAACAUCAGCAUCCCAGAAGACCCUAAUCUAAAAAACAACACUUACGAUCAAGUGCAAAAUACCGUCAAUACUGCGCUGAACACUCUUCUGAACGGGCCUACCUCUCCAGUUUUUAAACCCACAUCCUCUAACUUCACGAGCACAUCAGACCAAAUUAAUGGCGUGAUGGUUUACACCUUCCAAGAUGGUGAUGCAAUACAACCAGUUAGCUUCUUAGAUCUGCUUCAUUUACCGAUAGGAUCAACAACUACAACUGUGUCUCCUCUGACAACAAGCAAAUUCCCAUUGACAUCUCUGAAACCACUAUCUGGUUCAGCAGUGGUGACAAGCAAACUGUUGUUCAACUCCUCAUCUCCAGUCCCCAGUGAUGCUCUGGUGCUGACUGCUAUCCAAACUCUCAUGAACUCCAGAGGAUCACAACUUAAUGAAUCCGUGAAGGUGGCAAAUUUCACUUAUGAAAAAAUCUCAGACACCUCAUAUGCAGUCAUCUUUACAUUUACUCUGAGAAACAUCAGCAUCCCAGAAGACCCUAAUCUAAAAAACAACACUUACAAUCAAGUGCAAAAUAUUGUCAAUACCGCACUGAACACCCUUCUGAACGGGCCUACCUCUCCAGUUUUUGAACCCACAUCCUCUAACUUCACGAGCACUUCAGACCAAAUUAAUGGCGUGAUAGAUUACACCUUCCAAGAUGGAGAUGUGAUACAACCACUUAGCUUCCUAGAUCUGCUUCGUUUACCGAUAGGAUCAACAACUACAACUGUGUCUCCUCUGACAUCAAGCCAAUUCCCAUUGACUUCUCUGAAACCACUAUCUGGUUCGGCAGUGGUGACAAGCAAACUGGUAUUCAACUCCUCAUCUCCAAUCCCCAGUGAUGCUCUGGUGCUCACUGCUAUCCAAACUCUCAUGAACUCCAGAGGAUCACAACUUAAUGAAUCCGUGAAGGUGGCAAAUUUCACUUAUGAAAAAAUCUCAGACACCUCAUAUGCAGUCAUCUUUACAUUUACUCUGAGUAACAUCAGCAUCCCAGAAGACCCAGAGCUCAAAAACAAAUCUUACAAUCAAGUGCAAAAUAUUGUCAAUACCGCACUGAACACCCUUCUGAACGGGCCUACCUCUCCAGUUUUUAAACCCACAUCCUCUAACUUCACGAGCACAUCAGACCAAAUUAAUGGCAUCAUGGUUUACACCUUCCAAGAUGGAGAUGCGAUACAACCAGUUAGCUUCCUAGAUCUGCUUCGUUUACCGAUAGGAUCAACAACAUCAACUAUGUCUCCUCUGACAACAAGCAAUUUCCCAUUGACGUCUCUGAAACCACUAUUUGGUUCGGCAGUGGUGAUAAGUAAACUGGUGUUCAACUCCUCAUCUCCAGUCCCCAGUGAUGCUCUGGUGCUCACUGCUAUCCAAACUCUCAUGGACUCCAGAGGAUCACAACUUAAUGAAUCCGUGAAGGUGGCAAAUGUCACUUAUGAAAAAAUCUCAGACACCUCUUAUGCAGUCAUCUUUACAUCUACUCUGAGUAACAUCAGCAUCCCAGAAGACCCUAAUCUAAAAAACAACACUUACAAUCAAGUGCAAAAUAUUGUCAAUACUGCGCUGAACACUCUUCUGAACGGGCCUACCUCUACAGUUUUAAAACCCACAUCCUCUAACUUCACGAGCACAUCAGACCAAAUUAAUGGCGUGAUAGAUUACACCUUCCAAGAUGGAGAUGCAAUACAACCAGUUAGCUUCUUAGAUCUGCUUCGUUUACCGAUAGGAUCAACAACUACAACUGUGUCUCCUCUGACAACAAGCAAAUUCCCAUUGACAUCUCUAAAACCAGUAUCUGGUUCAGCAGAGGUAACAAGCAAAAUGGUAUUUAACUCAUCUCCAGUCCCCAGUGAUGCUCUGGUGCUCACUGCUAUCCAAACUCUCAUGGACUCCAGAGGAUCACAACUAAGUGAAUCCGUAAAUGUGACGAAUGUCACUUAUGAAAGAAUCUCAGACACCUCUUAUGCAGUCACCUUUACAUUUAGUCUGAGUAACAUCAGCAUCCCAGAAGACCCUGAGCUCAAAAACAACACUUUCGAUCAAGUGCAAAUUAUUGUAAAUACCGCGCUGAACACUCUUCUGAACGGGCCUACCUCUCCAGUUUUUAAUCCCACAUCCUCUAACUUCACGAGCAAAUCAGACCAAAUUAAUGGCAUGAUAGAUUACACCUUCCAAGAUGGAGAUGCGAUACAACCAGUUAGCUUCCUAGAUCUGCUUCGUUUACCAAUCGAUUCAACAACAACCACAACACAACCACCGACUGUGCUUGGAAAGGUGGUCAUUUUCAUUAAACUGGUGUUUAUCACCAUCGGUCCAGCUCCAAGUGAGGAGAGUGUACUACAGAUAGCUAACAGUUUUCUAGACACACGUCUGAGAACCGUCCGAUCAGUCUCAACACCAACCCUGAGUGAUCCUGUGAGCAUUGUGAAUAUCACCUAUCAGAGAUUGGCUGAAAACACAUAUUCCAUUAACUUUGGAUUUGAAAUCAAAGAUGUGCUUAUGUCUGAGGAGCCUCAGCUCAGAAAUGACACCUACACAUCAAUUCAAGACAAAAUAAAUGGGUUGCUGAACAAAAUCCUAAAUGACCCCUCAGCUGUAUUUACAUUCAACGCAGCCAAUUUUACGCGUAACUCCUCAGUGAUUGUUGCCGAUGUAAAGUAUGUUUUCAACCAAAGUGACAUCAGUACACCCAGCAUCUUUGUUCAAGAACUUCUCAAAGUUAAUGGAGUUACCACAACACCAGUACCGACUGUGCUUGGGAAAGUGAUCAUUUUCAUUAAACUGGUGUUUAUCACACGUGGUCCGGCUCCAAGUCGGGAAAGUGUACUACAGAUAGCGAACAGUCUUUUAGACGCACGUCUGAGAACUGUCCGAUCAGUCCCAACACAAACCCUGAAUGAUCCUGUGAGCUUUGUGAAUAUCACCUAUGAGAAAUUGGCUGAUAACAAAUAUUCCAUCGACUUUGGAUUUGCAAUCAACGAUGUCAACAUGUCUGAGAAAAUUGAAUUCAGAAAUGACACGUACUUAUCAGUUCAAAACAAAAUAAAUGGAUUGCUGAACAAGAUCCUAAAUGACCCCUCAGCUGCUCCAUUUACGUUCAACCCAGCCUUAUUUACAAGUAACUCCACUGUGAUUCGUGCCGAUGUGCAGUAUGUUUUCAACGAAUCUGACAUCGGUACGCCCAGCAUCUUUCUUAAAGAACUUCUCAAAGCUAAUGGAGUUAUCACCACAGCUGCACCUGCCAGAACCACCUUUUACCCUAUGGUGGUCAACACUGGGGCAAACAAUAGCAGUGCAGCGUGGGUUGUGGCUAUAAUUGUUCCCUGUGCUAUAGCCAUCAUGCUUGUACCUUGCUGGAUUCUCCUUUGUUGUUUGCUCUGUGGUUGCUGUGCACGAAUAAGGCGACGUUGGCACAGGAGGCAGUCAUACAACAUACAGUACAACACUCACAAUCUCUUCUAGAGGGUUCACAAAUAUUCAAUGAGCAAAAACAAGACUGAGCACCACUAACUACAUAAAAAAUAAAUUAAUUUUCCUAAAAGUUAAAUAUUAAUGCACAUAUUAAAAAUUAUUUAUUUUAUGUGACUGUAUUGCUGGACAUACAGGAUCUGUCUAAAAAUGAAAAUAUUGAAAAUGUCACAAAUUUGCUGUAGUAUAUAAUGGAUUAAUAUUUAUUUGUAUUUAUUUAUAAAAUUAUUCAGUUAACAGCAUGUAAAAUUAUUUUCUUAAUAUAUGUAUAUGUAGUUUUAAAACAUUUUAUUAAUGUUGUACAAUGUUCAAAUUUUAUUUUUGUAACUUCAGGCACUUUAACAUCUGUUCUAAAUUGACAUAUUAUUUUAAACUGUAUAAACUUUAAUAAAAAUAUUUACCCAUGUAAAAGAUAGUGUUUGCAUUAUUUU